Molecule: messenger RNA, 893 nt
Organism: Trichobilharzia szidati
Lineage: Eukaryota; Metazoa; Platyhelminthes; Trematoda; Strigeidida; Schistosomatidae
Source: the annotation of a GenBank genome assembly
UUUAUUUCCAUGUAACUUAGCAACACAAUAAACCAGCAUCAGACGAAUAAACAAAUACAUAUAUAUAUAUAUUUAUGCGCAACUAUUUAUGUAUCUGACACAUCUGCUUUCCAAAUACUUUCCAUCCCGGAUUUUAGUAACACUAAAAUAAGUCUUAACCAACUUCAAAGGAUAAAGAUUAACCUCUGUACUCAUAUAUUAUGAUAGAUCAAGAAAGACUCAUGACGUUUACUGUCAUUCUUAUAUUAGUCAUAUUUGUUGGACAAAGUGGAGCCCAGCUGAACUGUUACGUUUGCUCUAAAUGUUCGGAUCCAUUCACCUCCUAUGCGAUGGGAGUAUCCCUUAGUUCUCAGUGUCGUUUUUGUAAGACUGUGUUCACAUAUGAUGAAAGAAUGGUGAAGUUUCAUAUCGAAAAGAUGUGCGGUCAAGUGAAUGAAACUUGUAUGCAUAGAUUUGAUGCUUGGCAGAAUGAGACAAUGGAAGAAGACUGUUGUUCAACAGAUUUGUGCAAUUCUUCUCACACACUAUCCAAUUCACUAUCACUUCAACUUUUUUCAAUUUUCAUUACAUGUUUAUCUAUUUUUACCAUUAAAUUAGUAAUCUGAUUAUAAUAUAACACUUAAUAACAAUAACAACAAUAAUAAUAAUAACAGUGAAUGGACGCUUUCACUAAAAAUAGAAGCAGGAUUUCUUGUUAUGAGAAGUGUUAUUUUUUGUUUUCUUUUAGUGAAACUUUUACUCUUAUAUAUGCUUUUACUAUUAUUAUUAUUAUUGUUAUUACUACUAUUAUUCACUUCAUCAUUUGCAAAUAUGUAAUCUCAUAUCGAUUUUUUUUUAUUGUUUUAGUUCAUCAGUGUAUCCAAUUGCUUAAUAUUAAUUUCGGAAAACAAAUG